Molecule: messenger RNA, 861 nt
Organism: Trachymyrmex septentrionalis
Lineage: Eukaryota; Metazoa; Arthropoda; Insecta; Hymenoptera; Formicidae
Exons: 6
Coding region: 30-845 (271 amino acids)
Source: RefSeq, a predicted model, not a curated record
UCGAUUCCAAGAACGAUUCUUCGAGCAGUAUGAAAAAUCUUGCUCCUGAUCCUUUUCUAAUCGCAUACGGAAAUAAAUAUGUAGAAUUGAAAAUCACGAAGGACACAAUAAGUAUGUAUCGAGAUAGCUUUCUGGAGAAGAAAAAGAUACUGGAGGAAGAAAAACGAGAGCUGGAGAAAUUAAAUUAUCAAGUGUGGUCGCUGGAAGACUCAUUAUGCGAACAGAUAUGGCGAUUCUCACAUGAACAUGAUUUUGCUGUUAUCUUUCAAUAUCAUCCUUUUCUUACAAAUUGUGCAAAGCCAAGGAGUAACUGUAAAGAUGAUACGAAAAAGAGCUCCGAGCUGAUUGAUCUCAUAAAUGAAAUCGAUGCUAUCAAAGCAGAAAUGAUUGAUCUUAAUCAAGGAAAGAAUAUUAAACGAGAAGUGGAGAGCGCUUUAACAAAAUUACGAAAGUUGCAAUUAAUCUCGGACGAUGUCACGGAAUUAUUGAAAUUGAUAUGUUCUUCGCAAUCUUCGUACAAACUUGAAACGAUAUCGAUGCCGAUAUAUGAUGAAAUAAUUUCUAAUAAUGGAAAUAAAGUCAAACGACGCAAGAAUGGUUCAGAUUGCGCAAAACAAAUGAAAAACGACAGAUCGAAUUUUAUGCCUAAGAAGAAAUUAGUAUUUACGAUUCCUAAGAAUUAUCCCGAAUUGUCGCUUGAGAGAAGUAUCAUAUUUACUGCGAACACAAUAAUCACGAACACAUCUAUAGAAUCUAUAAGCAACAAGAAAUCCAAAAAUUUUACUCUCAAGAAACGCAGCGAGAUUUCUAUCAAGUUUCAACAAUAUCACAAGCAUAAGUAUUAAUUAUAACUGAUUUCGA